AUGACCCAGGUGGGAGAUCACAUACCGCCCUCUGCAAAACCAUUAGUUCCCUAUCUUCGAUCUUGCCGGGAAAUUCUCCGUAUUCGCCAGGCCUUGACUCUUCAGUUGCAAUCUCACAUUGUCUCAGACGGCCCUGACGGCAGCAGCGACCAGAACCAUGUGGGCAACCCCGCGAGCUCACAUCUCUCUCUCGUCGUCCCAAAUCAAGCGAAUGCGAAUGUCAAACGUAUAACAACCGAGGCGACUGGAGUGAGAAAGGAAUAUAUGAAAACUUUGCAAGAAAAUAUUGCUAUAAAACGUGAAUACAAUGCCCUGUUCGAUCGAAUUACAUCGAGACGGGCUGCCGACCUGAAAACCGCCCCCCAUACUGCUGUCAACAGUCAAGAAGUGUUCAAUCACUACUUAGACCUGCUUCGGGAACGACGCCGGUACGAGGAAUUGCAGUUAUUUGACAUCCACCUGAAGGAAUGGGCUGCGACAUCUGAACCGCCAACGGAACAGGACAAUUCGAGAUUGCACCUCAAUCUGGACGGACUUGUAAUAGAAAAAGGAGACGGAUCGACGAACGGGCCAAGAGAUAACGUUCAUGCAUUGAUAUCGAAACUGGAGAAAACCGUGGUCCGAGCCAAGGCAAAGCUUGCCAGAGAACAGCAUCUACUCAAACAAUUGCAGGAUUUACAGGUAUCCACACGUUCCGCCAAUAAUACGAUCAGCCCCAACGUCCGCGCACUGCAGAGAACACGCGAUGAGCUUGUUCAGUGGGUGGAGGAGAAACUGGCCAUCACGGGUACGGGAGAUGAUACGAACGAGCCGCAGUAUGAAAACGGCACAGCAGCAAACAGCACUGAAACCUCACAACUCGCGGCUGCUGAGUACAAAUCGCGAAUUCAAGAACAAUACGUUGCAUACGUGAAAGCGCGCCAGUCCUUGCUUGAUGCAAUAUCUGGGUUGUCUCAACCGUACAAGAACACGGUGACGGCACCAAACAUAUCUGCACAAAAACCUCCAGAGGUCGCCGGCAUCAACGAAAACACAGAGGAAUGGGGUUCGAUCGAUGUAUUCCAGAACGUGUCUGAGCACAUUUUACCCGCGUCAAAAUACCAAAAAUCACUGGCUUUACAGCGCUCAUACUUGGUUGGCAUGUUGGCGAAAGAAAAGACCAACCUCAAACAUACUAUGGAUCGACUAAGUCAAGAAAGUCACUUAUUACCUCAGUAUCCUAUUCUAGCACGCCAGCCGCAAUUCAGACACAUUACACCUGCUGCCUCAGCUGGAGUACGACAGGAUCAUAGAGCAGGAAAGGUUGAUGAGAUUGUGGAACGCGCUCAAGCAUGGGCGUUUGCUGCCGAGGCCGCCGGGUCUAGUGAAAGCGAUUACAUACAACAAAGAAUCGAGCACGGAGCUGAGAUGGCAGACACAGCUUCCGAACAGCUGCAACAAGUUUACAAUAUUUUGCGUCAAGAACAGAGUACCGAUAAUGACGAUAAGGAUGAUACGGCUCAGCAAGAGAGCGAUAUUUGGACGGCGGAAGUCCAGCCUCGCAAGGCCAGGGCAAAGCGAAUCGAAAAAGUACAGCAUACGAAAGGGCCAUGGUCUGCACUUGAUGGAAGUGUUGGAAUUAAUUAA
Molecule: messenger RNA, 1626 nt
Organism: Talaromyces marneffei
Lineage: Eukaryota; Fungi; Ascomycota; Eurotiomycetes; Eurotiales; Trichocomaceae
Exons: 1
Coding region: 1-1626 (541 amino acids)
Source: RefSeq, a predicted model, not a curated record